CAUCUCUCUUGAGCCAUAGCAAAUCCAAUUCCUUUCUGUGUUCACUAAAUUAAGCCCAAGAAUUCAGGCAGGCCUUCCCAGGAGCUGACUGCACACAGUCAAUAAGAUGUAAGAUGUAAGAUGCCUGUUGGAUUUUGUACUUGUCAGUUUUCCUGGCUGUAUACUGCUUCUGUGCUUUUCCUGAAAAAGGAUUGAGUGGAAUGGGCCCCUACCAGGAAAUAGAAAAAACUAGGUAACAGAAGCGCACUUGUUUUCAAAACUAAAAAGUUUGCUUUUGCAAACAAAACCUCACAUGGUUUGCUCUAUUCUUUAUAGGAGAAAUAAGUAGCUCUCUUUGGGCCUUACAUCUUCCCAGCAUUGUUGUCUUCUUUAGUGUCUUCAUGUGGUGGCUUUCUGCAUUUAAUGGGUGCCUGGGUGUAUCUUCACAGAGUAUUUGCAUCCAAAGAAUAACAGAUCUGUGAAUAAAGAGAUUGUCAGCUUUCCUUUAUUAGCUACAGAUACUCAUAAAGUUGUAGAUUUGUGGGAACCUGUAUUUUCCGUAUAAUGACUAGUCCUGUGUUUUUGUUCCAAAAUGAUGUGUGAGGUGAUGCCCACCAUCAGUGAAGAAGGCCCUUCAGGAGGAAGUGAAAACCAUGGAUCUGGCUGCCCUUCACAACCAGAUGCAGAUUCCCAUUUUGAACAGCACAUGAUGUCCAUGCUAGAAGAAACAUACAUUGCUCAGAGCACACUGAUAGAGACUCAAGAAACAUUGGCGUUGACCCAGGGGAAAUUGCUCGAGGUUGGUCAUGAGAGAGAUUCGUUGCAGAGACAACUCAAUACUGCGCUUCCACAGGAGUCUUCAACGCUUGCAAAAGAGCUCAACAUUUGCAGGGAACAGCUGCUUGAGAAGGAAAAAGAAAUUGCUGAACUGAAAGCAGAAAGGAACAACAUGAGGCUGCUCCUGGAACAUCUGGAGUUCCUUGUCUCCAGGCAUGAACGCUCUCUCGAAACGACUGUGAUGAAGCGGCAGGCGUGGUGUCCUGCAGGUGUGUCCACAGAGAUGGAAGUGCUAAAAGCACUGACAUCCUUGUUUGACCACCACAAGACCCUGGACGAAAAGGUGCGAGAGCAAUUACGUGUAGCACUGCAAAGGUGCAGCUUGCUGGAAGAGGAACUGGGCGCCACGCAGAAGGAGCUAAUGACUCUUAAAAAACAGAAUGAUCAGAAAAAAUCACCAAGAGAUGGAGUGCUUGACCAUGAAGAAGAAGAAACACCAAGCACUAGUGGAAAGUUGCUAGCUUGCAGAGAAGAAGAACGAGAUGACAAGACAACGAUAAAAUGUGAAACUUCCCCUCUCUCCUCUCCGAAGUCCCUUCAGCUAGACAGGCUGCACACGGGGGCGUUGCAAAUAGUCAGCCACGAGGACAUCAGGGACAUGCAAAAAUCAAAAAGUGCCCAGGAUGGUCCUGUGAGCAAUCCCAAUAGCAGUGACAGCAGGCAGGACUCGCCCCACAAAGCCCCAAAGAAGAAGGGCAUCAAGUCCUCCAUUGGUCGUUUGUUUGGCAAAAAGGAAAAGGGUCGGCCUGGACAAACUGGCAAAGAAUCACCAGGACAAGAAACCUCAUCUCAGGAUGCGUUCCGACAUAGCAAAUUGGGAGGAAAGGAUGAAAAAAAUCGUCAACUUCAAUGGGGGCUUUUCUUCUCUUUUGUAGCCGUUGUUUCUGAAACGGAAAACUCAUCUCAGGAUGCCUUCCAACUUAGCAAAUUGGGAGGAAAGGAUGAAAAAAAUCAUCAACUUCAAAAAAAGCCUGAGUUGCUGGAGGAAGCCCAGAGGCAAGGCUUACCAUUUUCACAGUGGGACGGGCCAACCGUGGUUGAAUGGCUGGAGCUCUGGGUUGGGAUGCCUGCUUGCUAUGUGGCUGCCUGCAGAGCAAAUGUGAAAAGUGGGGCCAUCAUGUCAGCUCUGUCAGACAGACAGAUCCAGCAAGAGAUUGGCAUCAGCCACCCUCUGCACAGACUGAAGCUGCGGCUGGCCAUCCAGGAAACCCUGUGGCUCACCAGCCCUUCGGCUCCACCCACAUUGAAAAAGACCACAGGAAAUGUCUGGUUAACACAUGAAGAGAUGGAAACACUCGCAGCCACAUCUCAGAUGGAAGAUGAGGAGGGAAGCUGGAUUCAGACACUUGCAUAUGGGGACAUGGACCACGAGUGGAUUGGCAAUGAGUGGCUGCCCAGCCUGGGCCUACCUCAGUACCGAAGCUAUUUCAUGGAGUGCCUUGUGGAUGCUCGGAUGCUGAACCACCUGACCAAGAAAGACCUGCGGGGGCGGCUGAAAAUGGUUGACAGUUUUCACAGGAACAGCUUCCAGUGUGGACUUAUGUGCCUGAAAAGGUUAAAUUAUGAUCGGAAAGAACUGGAAAGAAGAAGAGAAGAAAGUCAGGAUGUAGUUAAAGAUGUGCUUGUUUGGAGCAAUGAUCGAGUGAUUCGCUGGGUCAUAUCCAUUGGCCUUAAAGAAUAUGCAAACAACCUCAUAGAGAGUGGGGUUCAUGGCGCACAGCUGGCCUUAGAUGAAGCCUUCGAUUACAACACAUUGGCCCUGUUGUUACAGAUCCCGACAGAGAACAGAAAGGCUCGAAAUGUCUUGGACAAAGAAUUUGCCGACCUUUUGGUCCUUGGGACUGUCAGACGUUUUGAUGUCGAGGAUGACAAACACUUUAGGAGAGCACCUUCAUGGAGAGAGAAGGUUAGAGAAAAGGCCAUUCACGGUGUGGCAACUGGGUCAUCAGAGACACUCCCUGCAAACUUCCGAGUCUCUUCUUCCAAGUCUUCCCGCUCUGUGCAGCCCAAUGAGAUCCAGAUGGAUGGCAGUGUAUCAGAAACACAGAAGUUGGAUUCUGCAACAACCAGGACUUCCUCCCGUUAAGCCUCCUGUUGUUUUCCUGCACUACUUCUACAGAUGAUGUGCAGCAUUUGGAAUCCAACAGAGACUACAUUUUUUAAUUCAGUCGAAUCGCUAUCUGUUAAUACUUGUUAUAUGGAUAUUUUAUAACAGAGUUUUUAAUUAAUAAAAAAUUCAUCAAUAACAUAGAGAAAAUAUUUUAGAAUUUAAUGUUUCUUCUAUUUUUGUAAACUUAGGACUUUUCAUUUAUAUAGUUACUUACUUUUUCAUCUAUGUUUAGAUAUCUCUGGAAGCAAUUCAUGUUCUUAUAUCUAAUUUUAGUCUUUCAAAUGAAUGUACUGUAGUGCUUGUAUGUAUAAACCCUAUGAACAAAUACAUGGCUUUUGUAAAUUGUGCACAUAUUGUAAUUAUUACUAUUUAACUUUUUAAUGAUAAGCCAUCCCUGAAAAAAUUAGUUUACUACACUUUUUUUUGUCUUUUUUGUUACUUUUUUUUUUUUUUUUUUUGGUCUUUUUCCUUUUUAUUGGUACCAGGGAUCGAACUCACGACUGCCUGCUUCCAAGGCAGGUGCUUAUGCCGCUGAGCUAAAUCCCCAGCCCCUUUUUUUGUCUUUUUUGUUUUUAUCGGCACUAGGGAUCAAACUCAGGACUGCCUGCUUGCAAGGCAGGUGCUUAUGCCACUGAGCUAAAUCCCCAGCCCAGUUUACUACAUUUAUAAAAUUGUUGUGACAUAAGCAAUGUGCAUUAUCCUUCACCUUGCUCUACAUCAGUCAUUUUAAAAUCAGGAGACUUCAUUCCAAGCAGUUGUCAUAUUUUGAGGUUGACUGACCUUAACUGUUCUUUUUUUAGCAAGAAAUCAGAGUCUAAUAAAGUCGGGACUGAACCGUUGCACCAGAGCACUAUAGAACUUUCUUAGCACUGGUUCCCUUUUCCCCAUCCUGUCUCUGGACUUGGGGAGCUUGUCUUCAGAGACUUGACCAGAAGCCAUGAGCUUGGAGCUGCUCUCAGCAGGGCUGGAGUGGCCAGGGGUGGACCCCAGCCUGGCACCUUCCCUGCCUCUUUCCUGUGAGCAUGUGGAAGGUGCCUCCAGCUAUUCUUAGAGGACCAAUCACUGAGCACUGUGCUCACAUCUCACAGACAUUGGUGCAUGAGCAGAUGAGAGCAGGAAACCCUGAAAAUAAAGUUGUACAACUCUAACUAAUCAAGGCCUUAUUUUUCAUAUGUCAGUCACCUUUUUACAUUGGUUUAUAAACAUGUUUCAACUAGUCAUACAUUUUUAGAUUUUGAUGACAUAGCCAUUUUGGAUUGAACAAGUAGCAAAAGCAACUUGCUUUUCACUGGCAUAUUAAAAAGCCAGCAAGGAAGGAGUCAGAUCAGGGUGCAUGUUAUUUAUUGUGCAACUGAUACAUGGGUAGAGGCAGCAUGCCUUUUUAAUUUAGUUUAUGCAGGGGCUGGGGAUUUAGCUCAGCGGCAUAAGCGCCUGCCUUGCAAGCAGGCCGUCGUGAGUUCGAUCCCUGGUACCGAUAAAAACGAAAAAGACAAAAAAAAAAAAAAAAAGCAAAAAAAAUAAUUUGGUUUAUGCAUACAAUUCACUUAUACAAUCCAUAUUACUGCCCUUUUUCUAUUAAUUUUUGUGGAAUUUUCUGAGUAUGUAACAAAGUAUACAGUCAUAUACAUAUAUAUACUUUUGAACUAUUUUAAUCACAGUAUUAUUUAUUGCUUUCUUUCAAUAAAGUUCUGAAUCAUU
Messenger RNA from Cavia porcellus (domestic guinea pig), 4624 nucleotides. RefSeq names its product liprin-alpha-1-like. The coding region runs from base 572 to 2902 and encodes 776 amino acids. Gene Ontology annotation, cellular component: presynaptic active zone. NCBI's taxonomy places the organism in Eukaryota, Metazoa, Chordata, Mammalia, Rodentia, Caviidae. The record is from RefSeq and is a predicted model, not a curated record. Gene Ontology annotation, molecular function: protein binding. Gene Ontology annotation, biological process: synapse organization. The transcript has 20 exons.